Iphiclides podalirius (scarce swallowtail) is the source of this 975-nucleotide messenger RNA. The record is from the annotation of a GenBank genome assembly. NCBI's taxonomy places the organism in Eukaryota, Metazoa, Arthropoda, Insecta, Lepidoptera, Papilionidae.
AUGACUUGCAUGUUCCAAAUCUGUUAUGGUGAUUGGGUCUCUGAAUGGAUGACACCAAUUCGUGAUCAAUAUUCCAGUAAAGGCACAUCUGGAAGACAGUACAACAAAAUGGACACGAAAAUAUUAGAUAGCGAAAGAGCAAAGAUUCCAAUGGGCAAGGAAAUGUUUGAAGUGCCAAAGAACAAUCUCUUAAUUCUUUCAUCGCCCAACACUACGCCAAGUCAAUACUCAAGCCUUAAAGUUAAGUUGGAAACUGUUCUGCAUAACGCAAAAGAGUUAGCAGUCAGCCUAAAAUCGCAGAUUACGGUUGUAGAAGAAAGAGAGAGAGCACUCAAAGAAGCCAUUGUUGAAGGAAGGUAUGGGGUGACCACGUUAACUGUGUCGACACUCAGAAGGUUGCCGCGAAAAUACAUAAUACGCGACGGUUUCUGGACGCUUUGCAAUGGAAUCGUGCAGCACCCUCCGUCGUCACAAGACGCCAACGCAGCAGUUUUUGGCGAUCUCUACUCGGUCCCCAGGUGCGUCGGGCAAGAAGUGGCUUCUAAGCCGGACCAGUGCGUGUUCAAUUCAGUCAUUAAAUACGACACCGUGCCAACGACGAGGGAUCUUGAAUAUUCGGAAGGGGAAUAUUUAUGCCUGAAACCGGGCUUCAACAAUACAUUAGAGCAAUACUACAGUGUAACAAAGAAACUCGUCGAUCGAACGUGUAAAAACGGUGUGAUAAAGAGCCUCGACGAUAACAUCUCGGAAUGCGGUCUCCGGGUUUUAUCCGAGUAUACGUUUUACCCCAACAAAAACGCCGGCGCCUCAUACCUGCCGCUAGAGUACUGCGAAGAAAAGCAAGGUGCAUGCAAACUAAUCGUCGCUUGGCAAAUUUCGAACUCGACUAUUGAGAAUUUCGAGUAUAUUAAAGACGAUCCGAACUUCAAGAGCUACUUCAUAAAGUCGGGAUCAUUUGUGAACACCGUUAUCUAU